This is a messenger RNA of Glycine soja, 1845 nucleotides long. RefSeq lists its product as uncharacterized. The transcript is spliced from 5 exons. NCBI's taxonomy places the organism in Eukaryota, Viridiplantae, Streptophyta, Magnoliopsida, Fabales, Fabaceae. The record is from RefSeq and is a predicted model, not a curated record. The coding region runs from base 1 to 1845 and encodes 614 amino acids.
AUGGCUAAACCAUCAUCCAAUGCUGCUACUACAACUGGAGGAAUAACCAGACCCAAAGAACGCUUGAUUGAGAAGUCGGGGAAUGUUGCAGCUUGCAAGAAAACUCCACCAAAUGCAGUCGAAGAGCUGAAGGAAUAUAUGGUUAACAAAAAAAGUGGAACCACUUACAAUAGUUCUGGUAGUGGUAAUAUGGCAAAUAUAAGAGAUUUUGAAUUUGGUGAACCAAUUGGAUGUGAUGGAAGUGAAGAUGAGUUUGCAGACUCUUGUAAUGCUACUGCAAAGACAAAGUGUGGGACUAAAAAGGGAGCAAUGGACAAAUUUUGUAAGAAUCCAAAAAAUGCAAUUAAUCGGAGAAAAAUGGAGAUGUUGAGGCAAAUGAACAUAAGAGAGUCAAUGGAUAAGAAUGAAGUAUUGAAGGUGCAUCAAUAUAUUGCUCGCUUUUGGUACCAAGCAGGUUUGUCAUUCAAUCUCAUUAAAUUGAAAAGCUUUGAGAAUAUGGUUGUAGUCAUUGGCCAAUAUGGGCCAUAUUUGCCCAUUCCUAGCUAUUAUGACAUCAGAGUUCCACUCUUGAAAAAGGAAGUUGAAUAUACUAAAAAUUUGAUGAAAGGCCACAGAGCAAUGGGUCAAUUUGUUGAUGGCUUUGAUUUUGUAAAGACAGGUGAAAAGCUUUUUGAGUUGCUUGAUGCCAUUGUGGAGGAAGUUGGAGAAGAGAAUGUUGUUCAAGUUGUAACUGAUAAUGGGAGCAACUAUGUUUUAGCGGAUAUUGAGAAGCUUCCCUUGAUAAGGAAGACAAUUAGAAGGGAAAUUAAUCAAUUUGGGUUUAUCUAUGCCCAUUCUAGUACCUUAAGCUUGUUAAAAAAUUUUACAAAUAAGAGGGAAUUGGUGAGACAUGCUAUUACUAGAUUUGCCACUUCUUAUCUAACCUUGGAAAGGCUCCACAAAGAGAAAGCCAAUAUUAGAAAGAUGUUUACUUCUAAUGAAUGGACCUUAAACAAGUUAUCUAAGGAGCCUAAGGGGAAAGAAGCUGCAAAGGUAGUGCUCAUGCCUUCCUUUUGGAAUAGUGUGAUUUACACUCUUAAAGUCAUGGCUCCACUUGUCAAAGUGCUUCGUCUUGUGGAUGGUGAAAGGAAACCAGUCAUGGACUAUUUUUAUGAAGCAAUGGACAAGGCAAAAGAAACCAUUAUCAAGUCUUUCAAUAACAAUGAAAGCAAGUACAAAGAUGUGUUUGCAAUCAUUGAUAAAAGAUGGAAUUGUCAGCUUCAUAGGCCAUUGCAUGCAGCUGCCCACUUCCUAAAUCCAAAGUUCUUUUAUGACAACAUUGAUUUGGAUUUUGAUUUUGAGGUCACCAAUGGUUUGUUUGAUUGCAUUAAGAAGUUGGUUCCACAAUUUGAUGUGCAACAAAAAAUUCUAACUGAGUUGCAUCUUUACAAGAUUGGUGCUAAACACUUUGGUUCUGACUUUACAAUGGCUCAAAGGAAAAUCCAUUCUCCUAAUGAUGAUGCACUAAAUAGGGCAAGUGUGUAUGAGGCAUCGGGGGUUGGAGAGUGUAGGAUGUAUACUAGGCGGAAAAAAAUGGAAAGAAAUCAACCAACAAGUGUUGCUGCUGCUGCCCAAACUUCUAAAAAACGGGCAAUCAUUGUUGGAUCUUCAUCAAGGAAGCAAAAUGCAAUCCAAGAAAAUGAUGAGGAUCUAGAUUUUGAGAAGGAUAUUGAACUUGAAUCUGAAGAAGAAGAAAUCAUGGUCAAUUUUGAGGCGUAUGAUGGAGAAGAGGGAGAGGGAGAUGAUGCUCCAUUAUCUUAUGAUAACAACGAAGAUGAUUAUGUUGGGAUUGGAGAAGAUGAUUAG